UUGGCUCUAAACGAUGCUUUAUUUUUCAAAGCUGUUAUAGCAAUUUACAUUCUUCUGAUCAGUAAACCACCAACGUUAGACGAAAUAAGUAGUCACAUAAAGAGGAAAUCAUCUAAAUCUGCACCGGGCCCCGAUGGUAUCCCAUAUAUAGUCUUUAAAAAAUGUCCAUCGGUUCGUAAACACCUCAUAAAUAUAUACGGCAAAAUCUGGUCAAGGAAGCAAAUCCCGGAGUGUUUCGGGAAACCAAUGUUUGUUCUCAUUCCCAAAAAAGAUCGAGUUACCGAUCCGAAAGAUACUAGACCGAUAGCCUUAACAAAUACAAUAUCUAAAAUCUUUUUCUCGGUCCUACAAACGAGAAUGACGCGAUUCAUGCUCAGCAACAAGUAUUUUAGGCCAAAUCACCAGAAAGGGUUUCUACCCGGGAUUUCUGGAUGCCUAGAACACAACACCUUGCUGUCGGAGAGUUUGAAAGAUGCUAGAAAAAGCGAGCGGCAAAUUACAGUUUGUUGGAUAGACUUAGAGAACGCGUUCGGGUCGAUACAACACGAGUUGAUGCUAUUCGCGCUUAGAUGGUAUAACUUUCCACCCUUAGUUAGCGAUAUGAUUGCGUCGUAUUACUCAAAAUUAAAGUUUUCUAUUAUAACUAAAGAAGGCCCUUCAAAAAGUUUGAGUUACAAUGUAGGACUAUUCCAAGGGUGCUGUUUAUCUCCAAUAGUAUUUAAUAUUGUAAUCAAUAUCCUAGUAGAUAAACUUAUCAGCAAUGAGAAAAAAUGGGGGUAUCGGUUUAAGUUCAAUAACAAAUACACGGAAUCCAUUUUAGCCUUCGCUGACGACCUCGCAAUACUGACACGUCACCCCAAACACUGUCAAGUACUAUUGGAUGAAGUGGAUAAAUUCUGUGAGUGGACGGAUGGAUUGAGGACAAAACCAAGUAAAUGUCACUGUCUGUGUCUUGGUAGGCGGAAUACAAGAUACACCUCAUACGAUCCGGGACUAUCGAUAGGCGGUCAAUGCGUUUCUACGGUUACGGAAAAUGCACCAUUCAAGUUUCUCGGUCGUAAGAUUGAUAAUAUAGGUCGUACUCCAUCUUUAGAAGGAAUAGUAGAUAGCUUUUUAAAUGAUCUCAACAAGGUAGAUAGCCAGCAGAUCAGUAACGUAAAAAAAGCAUGGAUCUACGAUAAUUACUUAACUUCACGUUUGAAUUGGCUUUUUCCUCGUCUAUGA
Molecule: messenger RNA, 1224 nt
Organism: Danaus chrysippus (African queen)
Lineage: Eukaryota; Metazoa; Arthropoda; Insecta; Lepidoptera; Nymphalidae
Source: the annotation of a GenBank genome assembly